UAAGCGCGGAAGGAGCUUGCCCGGCAGCCCCCGAGUAGACAGACGGGGCGUGGCGCUAGCGGGUUGGUGACUGAUCUCGUUCCUUCUGGUUUUCCGACCCUGAUUACCGUCGGCAAUAUGUCGGCAUACCCGAGAAGCUACAACCCUUUCGACGACGAUGCGGAGGACGAAGAUACGCGGCCGGCUUCGUUCAGGGACGCCCGUGACCUCCCUGACGGGCCCGCCGCGGCCGAAGACAGGCAACAGUACUUGCGGCAGGAGGUGCUGCGCAGGGCCGAGGCCACAGCUGCCAGCACCAGCCGGUCUCUGUCUCUCAUGUACGAGUCCGAGAAGGUCGGGGUCGCCUCAUCUGAGGAAUUAGUCCGGCAGCGAGGAGUCCUAGAACGCACAGAGAAGAUGGUAGACAAAAUGGAUCAAGACUUGAAGACUAGCCAGAGGCACAUCAACAGCAUUAAGAGUGUGUUUGGUGGACUCGUCAAUUACUUCAAAUCCAAACCAGCAGAGACCCCAGCUGAACAGAAUGGCAUGCUCACCCCUCAGCCCAAUAGCAGAUUGAAAGAAGCCAUAAGUACAAGUAAAGAACAGGAGGAAAAGUACCAGGCCAGCCACCCAAACCUCAGGAAGCUGGAUAAUGUAGACUCCCAAACUGGCUCUGCAGUGAGUACUGAGGCUUACCCAAAAAACCCGCACCUUCGAGCCUAUCACCAGAAGAUUGACAGCAACCUAGAUGAACUGUCCAUGGGAAUAGGCCGUCUGAAGGACAUAGCUCUGGGGAUGCAGACAGAAAUUGAGGAGCAAGACGACAUUCUUGACCGGCUGACAACCAAAGUGGACAAGUUAGAUAUCAAUAUAAAAAGCACAGAAAAAAAAGUCAGACAACUCUAAAGAUAGAGAAGUAGCUCCACUCUGUUAUAAUGACAAUAUUUGAAAGCUCUUUUUAAACUGCCAAGAAAUUUCAUUUAUUAUUUUAACAUGUGUUUGCAAAGAUUAUAACAGAAUAGGUCUUAAGAGAUUUUUGUUGUGAUGAAGAAAUGUGAGUCCACUUUGUCUUAGGGAUGGCAGCUCCCGAAAUUCAGCAGAAUGUUGAGUUUGUUCUGAGCACAGUAGUCCAGCCCUGAAUAUCUUAGGCCUUUGACUGCCAUGCUGGACUAAGAUGUAUAUUUUCAUGACUACAUGCAGAGGUACAGGAAGAAUUUCAGUCUUGCAUCCAUUUCCCUGUUGGCUAUAUUUCUCAUUUCUAGGCCUUACGAGUUCAGUGUUAUGGGACCAGUGGUGGGGGGUCCUUCCCAUAUUUUUGUACAGGAGAUAUCGCGCACAUACACAAA
This is a messenger RNA of Chinchilla lanigera (long-tailed chinchilla), 1325 nucleotides long. RefSeq names its product synaptosomal-associated protein, 29kDa (gene Snap29). Bases 118 to 885 code for a protein of 255 amino acids. The record is from RefSeq and is a predicted model, not a curated record. The transcript is spliced from 5 exons. Gene Ontology annotation, biological process: synaptic vesicle fusion to presynaptic active zone membrane; exocytosis; synaptic vesicle priming. Gene Ontology annotation, cellular component: plasma membrane; SNARE complex. Gene Ontology annotation, molecular function: syntaxin binding; SNAP receptor activity. NCBI's taxonomy places the organism in Eukaryota, Metazoa, Chordata, Mammalia, Rodentia, Chinchillidae.